UUACAUAUUUUUCUCCUGCGAACUCUCGUGACGGUUUUGCAUUGUAUGUAUGUAAUAAUACUGCAGACUGUCUUGUGUGUGUGUGUGUGUGUUUGCUCUUUCUGAGAAAUGAGCUUGGCCCAGUCAGUCUGGUCAGUCAGUCUCCUUCUCCAUGGCAUGUACACUACGUGUGAGGAGACUUCGCUAGAUGAAAGUCAAGAUGGGGCUGGUUUCUUUGAAAGUGUUAUUCUUGCCACUUCGUGAAAUGCUUCCCCGUCUCGAAUUUCUCAAGCCUCGUUUUUGUGGCACGCGUCUUGUCUGGCUGCUUGGUGUCCUGUCGAUUCAUUCCUUGACUUUGGAUAUGAACCUUCCUGAGAUCAUUCAUGGAUCGUUCUCCAUCCCCGACACUUGCUUGUCGUCACUCCGGUCAAUGUCGCGAUCAAGCACGGCCACAUCUACUGAAGUCUCAGCUACGCCGCAAUGCACAUACUGCCCAGCUCAGAAUAUUCAUUUCCACCAUCCAUGUCGCUGAUCACGAUAUACAUAUGCGUGCUUCAUCUCAUAGAAUUAUCAGACCUGCCUCCUUGCUAGCGUUCGGACAAGCUUUCCAAAUCUUUACUAGGCUACGUAUCAGAAUGGAUGGACAAGUUAGUGGAAUAUCAAAAAAAGAUGAACAAGAAUAGAAUGAGCAGUCAUCACGUUAUCAACCGACUUGUUCAGCACACCUUGCGCAAUGCCGGAAACAGUGGACUACACUACAUAGUCCAAGUUCCUUAACGAUGACCAAAAUGCAACAAAAAAAAAAAAAAAAAAGUCAUGUCUGUUCAUUGAAAAGAUCCU
Molecule: messenger RNA, 819 nt
Organism: Neurospora crassa OR74A
Lineage: Eukaryota; Fungi; Ascomycota; Sordariomycetes; Sordariales; Sordariaceae
Exons: 1
Coding region: 188-511 (107 amino acids)
Source: RefSeq, a predicted model, not a curated record